Messenger RNA from Drosophila innubila, 2257 nucleotides. RefSeq names its product protein charybde. Gene Ontology annotation, biological process: regulation of TOR signaling; apoptotic process; negative regulation of signal transduction. The coding region runs from base 1314 to 2123 and encodes 269 amino acids. Lineage: Eukaryota; Metazoa; Arthropoda; Insecta; Diptera; Drosophilidae. Gene Ontology annotation, cellular component: cytoplasm. The record is from RefSeq and is a predicted model, not a curated record. The transcript has 4 exons.
CUUUGGAAAACUGCUCCGCCACAGAAGUUGCCGCCCAAGCUCCUCUCAGCCGUCAGCCGUUAACCGUUAGCCGUCAGCCGUUGUUGUGUCGUCCAUCUUCCAUCUUCGUUUUAAUAGUUGUUGCUGUUGUUGUUGUUUCAAGCUUUUUUUCGCAGCUGGCAGCAACAAUACUCGCUCACCCACACAAAUCCAACAACAACAACACACACAUACGCAGAGAGAGAGAGAGACACAGCUGCAAGCACAGCUGUGAGCAUUGAACGAAGAGUUAACUUGAGUUGAGUUGAGUUCAGUUCAGUUCAGUUGUGUUGGGUUGAGUUGAGUUCAGUUGAAUUGAGCGACUCACAAUAGCCAGAGCAGAGAACCUAUCGUCAUUUCUGGCUGAGUUUCUGCGUUCAGUCAAGCAGCGGCCGUCGCACGCAACACAGCAGCUCCACUCAAAACGCACGGAGACGGAACGACGCUAACGCAGCAUUAGCCAUUAUAUAUAUAUAUAAAAUAUACAUAGACCACACUUGCAAAAUACCAAUACAUAUAUAGAACUUUAAUUAAUUCGCAACAAACAAUAACUCAACUUUCAAGUGCUGUGCGUAAUUUUAAAGAGCAAAGAAACAACAUAGAGAGAGAGCUAGAGAGCGAAAAAGAGACGGGCGGCAGUUUUGGCUUUUUUUUAGAAUGUAUUAAAAUUUAAAUGUUUAACUAGAAUAACAAAUUUAGUUGUUGAUACUUUUUGCAAUUAUUUGUUAAACCAAGAAAGUAAAAAAGAGAGAGAGAGAGAGUAGGCAGAGGAACAGAGACAAAGCUUCAGUCAGAAAUUGUGUGCCGUAAAAAAACGUGAAAUAAUCAAAUAAAAGCAAAUCACAAAUAAUCAAUUAAUAAAUAAUAAAUAAAUGAACAACACAACAUACACAUACAACUACAACAAAAAACACACAAAAAUCAAAUCAAAUUCUUGUGAUUAAAGUGCAUUUCUAAUACAUAUAUACAUAAUUAUAUACACACUCACACACUCAACUAUCCAUAAAACGCAACGAAUAAUCAACAAAAUCAACAAAACACAACAAGAGUAAAGAAAUCCCAAUCAAAAUCCCAAUUUGAGAAGCUGCACAAAUACAAAUUUCCAAUUCCGAUUGGAGACAAAACGUCAACGAGUGAGAUAAAUUCCAAUUCGAUUGCUGCGCUGUCCGUCCGCGCUAUGAAGAUGGAAGUGCUCUCAGUACAAAAUCAUAUUCAGGGACAAUUUGGUGUCAUUGGUACAACAAAAGUAAAAGACUGGACGAGUCCGCUGACUGCACCAGCAACGGUUAGCGGCAAUGGCAACGGGCGUCGCAGUAACUGUGCCGCCAGCUGCAGAGGUGAACGUGGCUGAUGUGGAUAUUGUGGAUGUUGUGGAUGUUAUGGAUGUGGAUGUUGUGGAUGGACAUCCAGCUUCGGUGCUGCACAUGCGUCAGCAACAACAUCAGGCGCUCAAUCAGUUGCAGUUUCAGACGCGGCCUCGUCUCUCCUCCUCCGCGUCAUCCUCUUCGUCGGCGGUUUUUAAGCCCCCCGCCUCUCCAAUGGCCGUCAGCUUUGAUGUGCUCAACGGCGGCAGCGCUGCCGCUGCGGCUGCCUAUAUGUCCAACGUACUGCAGGCAGCGCCGCCGCCGCCCACGCUGCCCGCCUCACCGAUGCAGUCGACAGCGGCGUCGCGCUUCGGCGCCAUUGACAAUCUAGACGAUGUGAAUCCGAGCGCUGUGCAGGAGCUUUCGCAACGACUUGAGACGAAGCUGCGCGACGCGAAGAGUCGACAUCUCGCCUGCACCGAGGUGACGCUGCCCAACGAUCUCACGCAGCGCAUUGCCGCCGAAAUCAUACGCAUGGCUGAGCGAGAGCCGUGCGGAGAGCGAGCUUGCACUAUUUUCAUUGAGUUCGAGAGUGAGCCGAACAACGUGAGGCGCAUUGCCUCGUUUAAGGUUGAUCCGGACACAGUCUCCAUAUUCGAGCUUUAUCUCACGCUGAAGCAGGACAAGAGCGGCUGGACCUCCCUACUGCCACAGUUUCUCAAAAAUCUAACACGCAGCAAUACGAUUUUGAUCAGUCCCGAUUUUACAUUGACCAAGAACAAGCUUUACUCUUCCGAGUAGACAGAGAGAGAGAGAGUGAGCACAUGAGGCAUGCAGAUGGAAGGCGUGGACGUGGGGGCGUGGUGAAAGCUGCUUACACUCAUUACACAAUCCCUCCGAAUAAGUAAAUGAUAACAAGAUCUUGAAAAAGAUGA